Molecule: messenger RNA, 1080 nt
Organism: Paramecium sonneborni
Lineage: Eukaryota; Ciliophora; Oligohymenophorea; Peniculida; Parameciidae
Source: the annotation of a GenBank genome assembly
AUGUCACUCAAUUAAUAGAGACAAUAAUAGUCAUAAUAAUAAAAAUUAGAGAGUUAAAGAAGUUUAGCUUUAUUUACUAACGCAGUUAAUGUAAAAUAGAGAGUAAUUAUAAGGAAUUAUAAAAUGAAAUUAAAGUUUAUUACGGUAUGUUAGAAAGAAAUGAAGAAAUCAGUUCUGAUAAAUAUAAAUCGACAUCCUUCAAAUUUUUAAAAUUUGAAAAGGAAAUGAGCAAUCAAAUUGAAGAAAUUGUUUCAAGAAUAAUUAAUCAGAAAGCAAGAAAAUGAAUUUUUGUGUUUUGAUUUUUAAUAGUAAUAUUUGUAUAAAUUUAAACAAAAUUUAAGUAAUAAAAGUUCUUUUAGAGAAAAAGCUUUAAAAAUUAACUGUAGAAAAUUACCAAAAUGCAUUUGUUAUCAAAGAAUCAAUCAAAAGUAUUCAUUUUGAAAAUUUGCCUAAACAUGCUAAAAUUAGAUUAUGUACAUAUAAGAUUAUCCCUUCUGCAAAAGUUAAGUGUUUCUAACAAAUUAUGUCAUUGAAAAAGUUACUUCUUAUAUAUAAAUUUGAAAUCUUCACUUUAAAUUUUAGCAAAAUACAUUAAAACUUAUAUUCAAUAUAUAUCUGAACAUUUAAGUUAUUUAAGUCGGUCAUUGGAUUAUUUUUAUUUAUGAAAAAAUCAAAAGAGUUCUAUUAAAGUUUAAAAAAAGAAGAAUCAGAUUUAGUUAAAGAAAUAUAUUUGCUUACCAAUCUGUGUAAUAAUUAUUUUUAAAUAUUAAGUUAAUUCUAGAACAUAAAAAUUUAUUUCAUAUUUUGUUGUAUGAAAUGUCUGCAGCUGGUAAAAGUAGAAUUUUGUAAAUUCUAGUUAUCUUGAGGUGGUUCAAUAAUGAUCACUAUAAAAAAGAAAUUUAUUUGCAUUCUUUCUAAUUUAUAGUUAGUCAAAUUAAAAGCAAAAAGCCUAUAAUUUUUGAGGGUAUUCUUAAUUUCAUUAACUAAUCUUUAAUAUGCAGAAUGUAAAUUUAUAAGAUUGAAUCUUAAUUUACUUGGAUAAUUCUUGAUAAUAAAAACUAAUGUUCUAAAAUUAUUUGA